This is a messenger RNA of Ornithodoros turicata, 2373 nucleotides long. Its product is annotated as carboxypeptidase E-like. Lineage: Eukaryota; Metazoa; Arthropoda; Arachnida; Ixodida; Argasidae. The transcript is spliced from 9 exons. Gene Ontology annotation, molecular function: metallocarboxypeptidase activity; zinc ion binding. The record is from RefSeq and is a predicted model, not a curated record. Gene Ontology annotation, biological process: protein processing; peptide metabolic process. The coding region runs from base 88 to 1470 and encodes 460 amino acids.
AGAACCUCGAAGGCUUAGUUCCGCCUAUAGUGACUGUAGUUCCGCCGUAGCUCAGCAUCGCGGCGGAGCACUUCGAACCUUGCGACCAUGUAUAUUACAUUGCUUGUAGUCUGCUUGCUUCGAAACGUUGUCGCAACCACCAUAAGUGACACCGGAUUCCAGUUCAAGCACCACGACAACGCAGAAGUAGUUACCCUUCUCAAGCAGAUCCAUGACAGAUGCCCAGAUGUUACUAAUGUAUACGAAUUAGGGCACCGUAGUGUUCUCGGUUUGCCCCUUGCUGUGAUAGAAGUGACGGACAGCCCUGGAAUACACGAGUUGCUGGAACCUGAGGUGAAGUACAUCGCCAACAUGCACGGCAACGAAGUGCUAGGCCGAGAAAUGAUGCUCGCCCUGGCCUGGUACCUCUGCGACCAGUACAGGGAAAAGAACCCGGAGAUAAUGAAGUUACUCAACAACACCAGAAUACACAUCAUGCCAUCCAUGAACCCCGACGGCUGGGACAUCGCCACCAGGGCCGCCGACAACAAUUGGAUGGCAGGAAGAGGAAAUGCGAAGGACGUCGACCUUAACAGGGAUUUCCCCAACUUAGAAAGACUAUUUCGGAACAAUUUAAGCACUAUGAAACCUGUCAGAGUGGAUCAUCUGUUCGACGGCAGACUGGAGCACCAAAUCCAACCGGAAACACGAGCUAUCAUCGAAUGGACGUUAAGUAACCCCUUCGUUCUGUCCGCAAACUUCCACGGGGGUGCUCUGGUUGCCAAUUAUCCCUUCGACGAUACCUUGGAUGGCUCGCAAAAGAAAUACACCGCAUCACCUGACGAUGACACUUUCAAGCACAUUGCCUACACUUAUGCCUCACAGCAUCCAAGAAUGCAACAAGGAGAAGCCUGCGGUGGUGAUGAUUUCAAGAAGGAUGGGGGCAUCACAAAUGGUGCAGCGUGGUAUGCUGUAUCAGGAGGCAUGCAAGAUUUCAACUACCUCGGUUCUAAUGACUUUGAGAUUACCGUUGAACUUGGUUGCCAGAAAUAUCCCCCAGCAUCUGUACUGCCAACAGAGUGGGAAGAUAACAAGAAUGCCUUGCUGAAUUACCUUUGGCAGGCUCAUAUUGGUGUCAAAGGCAUCGUGACAGAUGCUGUGACAGGAAAACCUGUGGGACGAGCACAAGUUCAAGUAUUCAACAUCACUAAUGGCGACAUUCAACGCAUCAACCAUGAUGUCACCACAAGUGAAAACGGUGAAUAUUGGAGACUCUUGGUACCCGGGAAAUACACGAUACAAGUAGAAAAGGAAGGAUACGAGCCUGAGAGGAGGACUGUGACUGUAAUAAACCAGCCACACCAACCUGCACAGAGGCUAGACUUUUACCUCAAGCCCUCAGUAGCAGCCGCUAUGAGGAUGCUACUGGAGAGAGAAGCCUUUGGCAAACGAAUUCCAAAUGUUGUUGAAUACUUAAGGAAGGGCGCCUGAAAGCACAUCAAUGAACAAGGACUUUAAAGGAGUCGCCAUGCUGCUGAAAAUCUAAAUUGUCCCCAACACCUCAACGAGAGCCUGCCUGGAAAAGUCAAGUUGUUUCUAUUUGCCACAGGACAUGCCUAUCCCACAAUGACACACUACUACUGAGAAGUUGAGUAUUGGUAUCUAUUAUCGAAUAGCAGGUGCAUUUACUGUAUUACAAUGAUAUAGCACAAGUUUCUCGCGACUGCUGCAACAUAUCCGCGCGUCACAGCACCCCACCCGUUGUGCAUUACUCUGUUAUAACCCCAUUCUAGUCGUGAAGUUUCCCCACGGGUCUUGUAACUGGGUGUUGUGUAGCUCUAGAAGGGCAGAUGUAUCCGCAGGAAUGUGUACACAUCACAGCAUGUAGAGGAGGGCGGUGAUAUGAGCGCGUCCAGCAUGCACGGUGCAAACAGUCAACAAAAGAGCAUGGCCAUCACAUGGUUUACAUUAUAGGGAGUGCCAUGAGGAAUGGUACACCAGCAUACCCAUGUUUGCGACUUUUCUUCCUCGCCAUAUCUGGCCCUCAGUGAGAGGAUGGAAGAGCACCAGAGCAUUGUGUGCAUGUGGCAUGCUGUGGCAGUUAGGAACGAGCUGAACUUUGUAUUAUCAGGACAGAUCAGCACUCGAUACCCAGUCAAUAAUGCAGCCAAUGCAUCUGCUACUCUAAACAUUACAGCAACGCUGCCUCCCUGCAGCACUCCGGGCCCACUUGUUCACUAUACCACAUUCUCAGCAUCGCACAGGUAAUCUUAGAGAAGAGUGCUGCUGGGGAUUAUUAUACAGUGAAAGGGACAACUACUUUCUGGCAGAGUACAGUAGUAUAUAAUGUUGCGUGAAAUUCUCACAAAAAAUAAAGACCUUUGUUGAUAUGCA